AUGGUUGAAUCAAUGAUUCUUUCCAGAAAAAUGAUCAAGCCCUCCUCCCCCACCGAUAUUAGUCGUCACAAUCUUUCUUUCAUUGAUCAUAUAGCUAGUUCUGCAUAUGUUCCAGUUGCCGCCUUCUACUCCAAACCUGAAAAUAACAUAAGCCAGAUUCUUGAAAACUCCCUUUCAAGAGUAUUGUCCUCUUAUUAUCCCUUUGCCGGAAUAAUCAUGGAUAAUAAAUAUGUCGACUGCAACGACACAGGUGCUGAGUUUCUCAAUGUGCGAAUCAGUUGUCCAAUGUCUGAAAUUCUCGACCACGCGUACAAUGAUGUUACUGAUGUUGUCUUCCCACAAUAUUUGCCUUGGAGUAGUUACUCAAACGGAAGUUUAUUGGUGGUCCAAUUAAGCCAUUUCGAUUGUGGUGGAAUAGCAGUCAGUGUAUGCCUAUCACACAAGAUUGCUGAUGGAUAUAGUCUUUGUAAAUUCCUUAAUGAUUGGGCUGCUACAGCUCGACAUGAGUCGGAUUUCAAACCAUCUACUCAAUUUGAUGCUUAUUCUUUCUUCCCACUAAUGGAUGAUCCUCCAGUUCUACGCGAUAUUGUGCGUGAACCUCAACGAUGCGUAUCUAGAAUGUACCAUUUCUCAUCCUCUAGUUUGGGCAGACUCAAGGAUAUUGUUUCAACGAAUUCACAAGUGCAGAAUCCAACUCGCGUUGAAGUUGCCACAGCACUGCUUCAUAAAUUUGGAGCGGCAGUAUCAAUGGCGAAUUUCGGCAUGUUCCAACCAUCUAUACUGUCCCAUUUAAUGAGUUUUCGCCCACCAUUGUCUCGGAACACCAUUGGAAAUGCUUGUUAUUUCUUUGGAUCAAUAGCAUCGACGGAAGAUGAAAUAGAAUUGCCCCACUUCGUUGCUCAACUACGAAACGCUAAACAAUAUCUUCAAGACAAGUCGAAGGAUCCAAAUACGCUAGCCUCACAUGUACUUGAAAAUGUCAAAGAGCGUGCAAACAAAUCAGAGAAGAGUACCAAAUUUGAUUUUUAUAUGUGCAGCAGCUUGUGCAAUUUAGGAGUAUAUAAGAUUGAUUUUGGAUGGGGUGAGCCCAUAAGAGUGACACUUGCAAGAAAUCCGAUGAAGAACAACUUCAUUUUCUUGGAUUCUCCAAAUGGAGACGGGAUAAAUGUGCUAAUCACUUUGAGAGAAGCUGAUAUGUUAAUAUUUGAGAGUAACAAAGAGCUCCUAGAGUUUGCUUCUCCACUAGUUUAG
Messenger RNA from Nicotiana tabacum (common tobacco), 1251 nucleotides. RefSeq names its product acylsugar acyltransferase 3-like. The record is from RefSeq and is a predicted model, not a curated record. Lineage: Eukaryota; Viridiplantae; Streptophyta; Magnoliopsida; Solanales; Solanaceae.